Nycticebus coucang (slow loris) is the source of this 1872-nucleotide messenger RNA. It is a transcript of the gene NLE1, whose product is annotated as notchless homolog 1. Bases 30 to 1487 code for a protein of 485 amino acids. The transcript has 13 exons. The record is from RefSeq and is a predicted model, not a curated record. Gene Ontology annotation, cellular component: nucleolus. Gene Ontology annotation, molecular function: protein binding. NCBI's taxonomy places the organism in Eukaryota, Metazoa, Chordata, Mammalia, Primates, Lorisidae. Gene Ontology annotation, biological process: Notch signaling pathway; ribosomal large subunit assembly.
GGUCUUUCUUCUCCACGUGGGGACCCAGGAUGGCUGCGGCGGUGGUGGACGAGGCGGCGGCGGGUGACGUGCAACGGCUGCUAGUGCAGUUCCAGGAUGAAGGUGGGCAGCUGCUGGGCUCCCCGUUUGACGUGCCCGUGGACAUCACCCCGGACAGGCUGCAACUAGUGUGCAACGCGCUGCUGGCCCAGGAGGAUCCCCUACCGCUGGCGUUCUAUGUCCAUGAUGCUGAGAUCACCUCCUCACUUGGGAAGACACUGGAGUCCCAGGCAGUGGAGACAGAGAAGGUCAUAGACAUCAUCUACCAGCCACAGGCUAUCUUCAGGGUCCGGGCUGUGACCCGCUGCACCAGCUCCUUGGAAGGUCACAGCGAGGCCGUCAUCUCUGUGGCCUUCAGCCCCACUGGAAAGUACCUGGCUAGUGGUUCCGGAGACACCACUGUGCGCUUCUGGGAUCUCAACACAGAGACACCACAUUUCACUUGCAAGGGACACAGACACUGGGUCCUUAGUAUAUCCUGGUCCCCAGAUGGCAAGAAGCUGGCCUCAGGCUGUAAGAAUGGCCAGAUUCUCCUGUGGGACCCAAGCACAGGGACGCAAGUGGGCAGGACUCUCACCGGCCACAGCAAGUGGAUCACAGCCCUGAGCUGGGAGCCUCUUCAUACGAACCCUGAGUGCCGCUAUGUGGCCAGCAGCUCCAAGGACGGCAGUGUGCGGGUCUGGGACACAACCGCAGGUUGCUGUGAGCGCAUCCUCACCGGACACACCCAGUCUGUCACCUGUCUCCGGUGGGGAGGAGACGGGCUUCUCUAUUCUGCCUCCCAGGACCGCACCAUCAAAGUCUGGAGGGCUCACGACGGUGUGCUGUGCCGGACUCUGCAAGGCCAUGGGCACUGGGUGAAUACCAUGGCACUCAGCACUGACUAUGCCCUGCGCACAGGGGCCUUUGAGCCUGCUAAGGCCUCGGUUAAUGCCCAAGAACUCCAGGGGUCAUUACAGGAGCUGAAGGAGGGGGCUCUGAGGCGAUACAACCAUGUGCGGGGCCAGGGCCCAGAGAGGCUGGUGUCUGGCUCAGAUGACUUCACCUUAUUCCUGUGGUCCCCAGCAGAGGACAAGAAGCCCCUGGCACGGAUGACGGGACAUCAGGCCCUCAUCAACCAGGUGCUUUUCUCUCCCGACUCCCGCAUCAUGGCCAGUGCCUCCUUCGACAAGUCCAUCAAGCUGUGGGACGGCAGGACGGGCAAGUACCUGGCUUCCCUGCGUGGCCAUGUGGCUGCUGUGUACCAGAUUGCAUGGUCAGCUGACAGCCGACUUCUGGUCAGUGGCAGCAGUGACAGCACACUGAAAGUGUGGGACGUGAAGGCCCAGAAGCUGGCCAUAGACCUGCCUGGCCAUGCGGAUGAGGUGUAUGCUAUUGACUGGAGUCCAGACGGUCAAAGAGUGGCAAGUGGUGGGAAGGACAAAUGCAUCCGGAUAUGGAGGAGAUGAAGAGUCCCACAGUUCUCUGGGACCAGCAGCUGGACUCUACCUCUGGCAGCUGCCUGCCCUGCUGGAGAAUAAAGGCCAGGGAGGCCAUGUACACUCCCUCCUCACCAGUGGUGGCCUGAGAAUGCACAUGGCCUGCUGUCCUUGCAGACCCUAGUGGGGUCUCCCCACAAGUCCCCAGCCUGUGGCAUGCCCUGAAACCAAAACUUGGAAGUGACAGGACAUUCUCGCUGAACUCAGCAGCACUCUGUAGGCUGCUGGUGCUGGGAGGCUAAGCGGAGGCCAAGCUCUGAUGAAGCCCUGCUGUUCCUGCCGCUGCCUCUUUCCGGUCAGUUCUGUUUGAGGUCAGACCCCAAGUUCUGUGACCAAAUAAAUUAUAUUUUAUGUG